Messenger RNA from Argiope bruennichi, 324 nucleotides. RefSeq lists its product as uncharacterized. The record is from RefSeq and is a predicted model, not a curated record. The transcript has a single exon. Bases 1 to 324 code for a protein of 107 amino acids. NCBI's taxonomy places the organism in Eukaryota, Metazoa, Arthropoda, Arachnida, Araneae, Araneidae.
AUGACUGCUUAUGUUCUCAGAUUCUGCAACAAUAUUAAAAGAAACUCUCCUAAGUUAGUUAAUUCACUUUCAUGUGAAGAGAUUCAAAAGGCAGAGGAAACUCUAAUAAAAAUUAUGCAGUCAGAAUGGCCCUCUGAAAUACGUGAGAAAUACAAGGAUACGAUACAGUUUUUCGAGGAAAAUGGCAUCCUGAAAGUUCAAACAAGACUGAUUCUCAGUCAAGAUCCAGAGGACUUUACACAUCCUACAGUUUUACCAGACCACCCUCUUCUAGAAAGACUGGUUUUGCAUACUCAUAGAAAUCUCGAUGUGGCCGUCCAUUAA